Messenger RNA from Peniophora sp. CBMAI 1063, 1656 nucleotides. The record is from the annotation of a GenBank genome assembly. Lineage: Eukaryota; Fungi; Basidiomycota; Agaricomycetes; Russulales; Peniophoraceae.
AUGCGCACACUACCCCGCGCCGCCAUUGGAAUCGCCGCACUGCUGGUGGUAUCCUGGGCUGCACCUAACGCGGACUUCGUUGAAGUCAAUUCCGAGCCCCGCUCGCAAACUCCCUUCUUGACACAAGUUCCUCACGAUGGGAAGCGCAUCCUUAUAGUCGGAGCUGGGACUGCUGGCAUAGCAGCUUUGAAAGCGAUCAUGGUGGAUCUUCCCGAAGAGACGAGACGGGGAUGGGAGGUCGUAGUCGCUGAACAGCGGUCCGGUGCUGGAGGCGUUUGGUUAGCAGACAACGUCACACAUCCUGAACCGCCUGAGCUCCCGGAUACCCCACUAUACCCUCAACUCGUGACGAAUACACCACAUCCUACCAUGACCAUCCCACACUUCCCCUUUCGCCCUGAAACGCCUCUAUUCCCGAAGCACAGUCUAGUCCAGCAAUACCACGCCGAUAUCCUCGCACACUUCAACCUCACGCAUCACGUACGCUUCAAUACGCAAGUCGUUGAGACACGUUGGGAGAAGGGCAGAUGGCUCGUAUCAACGCAGAAUCGUAGGAGCGGCGCCACUGAGCUGUCCAACUUCGACCACCUCAUCGUCGCGACUGGAUGCUUCCACUAUCCCCGGGCACCGAUAUUCGAGGGCCGCGAUGAAUGGUUGGCAGCAUCGGAGAACCGAAGUAUACUCCACUCUGUAUACUUCCGCGACCCGUCUAUCUUUGCUGGGAAGAACGUACUCGUCGUUGGAUCUUCAGCUAGUGGACAAGACGUAGCGAAGCACGCCUCGAAGUAUGCAAACUCCACUACCAUCGCGUUCAAAAACGUACCCUACCUCGACGCCGACGCACCCCCAGACAUCCCAGGCGUCAACACCAAACCCCGCCUCUCCCACUUCACGCCCGACGCCGCAGUCUUCGACGACAACUCGCGUCUAUCCGAGAUCGACGCAGUAGUCCUCGCCACCGGCUACGAGCUCAGAGUGCCCUUCCUGACAAACGGCGGUGUCUUACCCGAGUACCCCAAGGACCGGGACACAACCUCCAACGCGCUGAGCACAAAUCUGCGUUAUAUCCGUCCGCUCUGGCGCCACGUCUUCGCGCUCGAUCCCGCUCUGCCGCCUACGGCCCUCUCCUUCGUCGGCCUCCCCAUAUUCGUCGCCAACGCGCUCGACAGCGUCGCGCAGGGCCUCCUCAUCGGACACGCUAUCGCCAAUCCCGAUAUUUUACCUUCUCGCGCGGAUAUGCUGGAAGAACUGCGCGCGCGAGAGGAGGCCGCGCGCGCGGCGGGUCUCGAGCCGGAGUACAUCGGCCAUCGGAUUCUGGCUUUACCAGGCGAAGAUCCGCUAGCCGGUAUGCAGUACACCGAGAGCCUGGUGCGAUACUUGCAAGACCACGGCUUAGCCGGCAUCGGCACGGUCCCGCCUAUCGGCGAGAACUUUACGGACUCGUGGAGGAUACAGUGUAAUCGGGAUACGUUCUUGCUGAGGAGAACGUGGAAGCGCGUGGAGGCGAUGGGGGAGGAUGUGGUGGGGGAGUGGGUGAGUGGUGUUGAGAGUGAAGAGGAUUGGGUGGGGAUGAUGGAUCGGUUGGCGGAGUGGGGGAGGCAGCAGGAGGAUGAAGAGGAUGUGCGAGGCUUGUCUUUGCGUGAUUAUGAGUACUAG